Amoebophrya sp. A120 is the source of this 3466-nucleotide messenger RNA. The record is from the annotation of a GenBank genome assembly. Lineage: Eukaryota; Dinophyceae; Syndiniales; Amoebophryaceae.
UGAAAAGCCCGCGCUCGAUUGAAUAUGAGAAGCCUGAAAACCGUCUGAAAUUGAAACCGUUCGUCCCCUUUCUCCGCCAGCUCGCUUGUCGUUUGAGCUUUUUACACAAGACGGACGACGGAGACGUCAAGAUGGAGCGGAAUAUCAGCAACAAGAGCCACAGCAGCGAGGCGAGCGGAUCGAGCAGCAAAAACGGAGCAGUAUCUUCGUCCUCCGGGAACAAUUCUUCGCAAAACAGCACCCCUGGAGGCAGCUCGCUGGACCGGAACGCGAACUUUCAAGAAACGCUUUGGGAGCUGCUCACGCGGCUUCUGCUCAACUACCCUUUCGAGGCCACUCCGGUUCUCUUGUUGCACAAGAACGCCGAACUAAUUGUCCACACUAAAAGAUCGCAGCAGCGCAAACUGCAGCUAAACGCCGGAACGUCGUUUACCAAAGUGCCGCAGGCGGUCCAGGAAAUCUUCAACGAAGCCCGGCGCCGGGCGGCAGCAUUGGUGGUUGGGGACGCGAAGAGAUCGAACGCGUUUCUGUCCAUGAUGUCAAAGUGGAGAGCAGAAAAGUUGUCUACUAUUGCACCGAUAGUACCGCAAGGCCAAGGGGUGAAUAACAACAAGCUACUACUUUCCGGAGCCUCCAGCGGACAGCAGCAGCCAUCCGGUGGAUCCGCUUCUUCAAUGAAUUCGCUGGCUCCGCAGAUAAAUUUCGAACUCGGAACAUCAAGGGGGAAGAACAUUAUUAGCGGACCCAACAGCAUGGAUCAUGCUCAUGGGGUUCUAGACCAAGAACUACCGGGCGGUAGCUUUUCUUCUGGUGCAGGAACAACCUCCUCAAGUCUGAACCCCAUCGUAGGUGCGCUGCGAAAUUUGCUCGGCAAAGCAGCUACGGCAAAGAACAAAACGAGCCCACCGGAUCAUGAAAGUGGCUCUAGUAAUAGCAGUAGUGAAAGCUGCGAUGAACAAGAUGGUUCGGGCAACAUCGAGAACCUUCUCUUCAAGCUGCUCGAGCUGUACCAGCAGAAAAAAUCCGACUCCUCGGUCGGUCGCCGCGAGUGGCAGGACCAGCUGGACUUUUUCCGCACCGAGCACAACUUUUCGGACGUGCGCAACCUGAGCCACUUUUUCGUGUUUCCGAAAAAGAGUAAAGCGGUGGAACACAGAAAGCUCGAGAAAUACGUGUUUGAUGCGAGAAAGGCGAAGCAGCUCCCGGUAAAAGCGACUAAAGCAGACUGCAAGGAAACCGCGCUUUCCCACCGCGUCACCGCGUUGGAGAAAAUCUUUUCCUGGUGCAUCGAGCUGUGUCACGAGCUGCCUCCACACCCAAAUGGCAUAGACUGGAAGGACGAAAAACGGGUCAUGCCCAUCACCAAGUCGGCGGUACAGGCGGAGACGCACAAGCAGUGCAAGCAGUGGGCGACGUGGUGGCCGAGCCUGACCGCUUACUCGGACAUUCACUACCAGUACCGUGAAGCGGACCUGCUCACGGGGUGGUCCGACACCUUUCAAAUGGUGGGCAGCGGGGUCUCCGUGCCGCGCAGCAUCAUCGUGGUGGCGGAAAGCGGGAAGGCGUACAAGCUGCUGGUCAAGGGCGACGACGAUGCCCGACAAGACUGCAUUUUCGAGCAGAUUUUCAUGCAUUUGAAGUCCGUCGCCGGAAGAGCCGCGCCGGGGGGCGGGGGAAAAACCAACAAAAACGUGUUCGAGCACCUGGUCACCUACAAAGUGAUACCGCUCGCACCGCAACAGGCCGUGAUAGAGUGGGUCGACCCAACAAUGCCCGUCGGAAGUUGGCUGCAGGUAUUGCUUCAGUUUAUUGUCAGAAGUUGUUAGUUUAGUUGAGCAACACGUAUUUUUAUUUCAAUUGCAGCUCAUGGCCAUGGAUAUUUCAUAAAGAUGAGCAUGGAACACCAAAAAGUUUUCGUCCAAAUUUUUCAACAAAGAAACCCUCGAUUCCGAAGAAGAAAAUGCAUUCGAACAACAGGACGCUGGCGGCGGGCAUGCGCGCUAUAAUCCACAGGAUUGGGCAAAUGCCCGAUGUCGCGCGGUCAUGAACGAAGGCCACUUUACGGGUUUUGUGCAAGACCCGGCCUUGCGAGACAAGAAAAUCGCGGCGUUCAGGAAGUGUUGCGAGAACUUCCAGCCCGCGCUAUUGUGAGGAAAAAUCCCCCCUCCCCAUAUCGAAAAGAUACGUCGCCGAAAAUUUGCAAUGCUGAUUUGCGACCACAAAUCAUCUCUGUCUUGCAAGAAGGCAAGUCCACAGGCUCCGCCGCAUUCUGCAGGCGGUUUGUGAUGCUGUUGGGCCUACAGCGCAGACGUUUCUCAUGCUAAGAGCCUAGCCCAAGACCUCUCUACUCAGGCUUAGUAUGGACCUGCAGUCCUCUCCAGCAAGACAAAUCCGAUUUGUGUACGCAAAUCCAGCAUCACAGACUUCGUUUUGAUGUGGGGUGGGGGCUUUUUUCACUUUGAUACGCGCUGAAGUACUUCUUUCUCGAGAAAUUUGGGCACAACGCGGUCAAACACCACGAGGCGCUGUAUCAAGUGUAAAAAUGUCUGGGUCUGGAAGAUUCUGAGAUUUGUCAUGCAUGUUUUACAUGACCUAGGAUGUCUGUAAUGCGCGACCUGACAUCACAGAUUUUUAGAGUGCUUGCUGAUGCCUACUCCGCAUGACAAACGCCCUCCCCGCGUAGCGCAACCUAGACUCCUCUUGCUGGUCAUGCAAUACAGAUUUUUUUAGAUGAGUCCAAAGCUAGCGUCACAAGUUCCAUCCUCCCAGACCCAGACAUUUUUACAGUUGAUACGCUGACGGCGUAUGCGAAAUCGUUGGCGGUGACCUCGAUGGUCGGGUAUGUUCUGGGCGUGGGCGACCGGCACGUGAACAACAUCAUGAUGAAUUUGAAAACCGGCGAGAUCCUCCACAUCGACUUUGGCAUGGUCUUUGACUUUGCGAAAAAUCUCCCCGUUCCCGAGGAGGUGCCCUUCCGGAUGACGCGCGACUUGGUGCACCCGCUCGGGUGGCAGGGGUUGCAGAACGGGGUCUUUCGGAAAGGAUGUGAGUACGCGUUCGAACUGCUGCAGCAGCACGAGGAAUUGCUGUUAAACCUGUGCGAAGUCUUUCUCUACGACCCCAUCACGCGGUGGAACGCGCGCCAGGAGUGCGAAACGGCGGCCGGCGGGGAGCAGGCACUGCAGAGCAUACGGAGCAAGUUGAGCUUGACCGACUGUCACAGCAAGUCCGGGCUGAGCCAGUUCAAGGACGUGCCGGCUUUCCUGGACUACUUGUUGACGAAAGCAACGGACCCAGUGAACCAGGCAGUGAUGUUUGCCGGGUGGAGCUCGUGGUGUUAGUGACGGGGUCGUUGUGUACGUAGAACCAUCAGAAGUGAAUUAUUCAUUUCUGAUUGUUUUACUCACUUUUGUAGAAAUUGGAUGAAAUCCUCAAGAUGCAAAUGCUUAUACUUUUACUUUGUGAG